This is a messenger RNA of Anopheles merus, 1158 nucleotides long. RefSeq names its product zinc finger protein 771-like. Gene Ontology annotation, cellular component: nucleus. Bases 7 to 1158 code for a protein of 383 amino acids. Gene Ontology annotation, molecular function: DNA-binding transcription factor activity; RNA polymerase II cis-regulatory region sequence-specific DNA binding; zinc ion binding. The transcript is spliced from 4 exons. Lineage: Eukaryota; Metazoa; Arthropoda; Insecta; Diptera; Culicidae. Gene Ontology annotation, biological process: regulation of transcription by RNA polymerase II. The record is from RefSeq and is a predicted model, not a curated record.
UACGAAAUGACCCGUGCCGAGUCGAAGUUUUACAAUCGUUGCCGAUUCUGCUUGAAUCAGGACGAGGAGAAGCUGAUGCCCUUGUCGAUAACACUGGACGCGACGCUAACGAUCUUGGAUGUAGAGCAUUUCACGGGGAUUAAUGAUUUAGAGCGCAAUGACAAACCAUAUAUGGUGUGUGAGGGAUGUGACCGGCAUGUUAAUGCUUGUGUCGCGUUUCGAAACACUUGCCGUAAGAACUACACACUUUUCAAGCAGGAACUGUAUAAUGAAACUGUUGAAGAUGACGACGAUAGGGAUGAAGCCAUGGACACAUUUGCCGGGCCAGCGUCGGAGGUGCGCAUAUCGGCGGACGAGACCGGCCCAGAGAAGGACGUCUUUGGCGAUGAGGAUACAGCAGAGAAUCGCGAUAUAGAAGACCAAUCAUCGGACGAUUUCACAUGGCCAGAAGCUCCCUCGCCAAAGGUAGAGAAGAUCGUCCGCCCAAGGGUGUCGAAAACAGAAUCCACUUCUGGACGAAAAAAGAAAAUACGCAGGAAAUGGCUUUGUACUAUUUGUGGUUUGUUCACGCUGAAAUUCACCAAGCAUAUGCAAAAGCACAUUGAUCCAACUCCGUUUGCGUGCCCGCACUGUGAUAAGAAAAUGAGUGACUCCUGCAAUAUGAAGCGCCACAUUAAUGUCGUGCAUUUGAAAAUAGUCGUUGCAACGUGUGAAGAAUGCAAUUUGUCAUUCCAUGGAAAGCCGGACUAUAGAUGGCAUAUGUUGCGCGUGCAUGGUCAAGGGGACAUGACACCGCGUUAUAAAUGCCAGUUUUGCCCGAAGGCGUUUUAUUUUCAUGCCCGCAUGCGGAUGCACAUGGAACAGAGGCACUACGAACAUCGAAACUACGAGUGCAAAAUUUGCGGCAUGCGAUUUAAAACAAACAAUGCACUUUUCUUACACAAGAGAACGCAUUCGUCUGAAGCGCACUACCAGUGCCGUAUCCCAAUGUGUUCGAGGCGAUUCAAGAGCUCGUGCGGCCGUAAACAGCACGAAGUGACACACAGCGGCAUCGUUUUCGGAUGCGACCAGUGCGACAAGCAGUAUCGUAGCAAUGGUUUGCUUAAAGCACAUGUGAGAAAAUGCCAUCCAAAAACAGAGGAGGAAAGUGGUUCAUGA